GAAGUAAAGCAGGAAGCGGAAAAGGAAGUAUGGCUCCAUGGAUGUUAUAUUUCAACUUGUAGUUCGAUUUUUAAGACAUUUCGUCCCGGGAAACCAAGACACGGGGACGUGCUGGGAUUUGUAGUUUCCUUCAGCAGCAAUAACCUCUUGAUAUAUCAAAGGCGAGGCUACAGCUUGGAAAACAUCAUUCCCGUGAUGCUUUUCGGAGGCAGCCUGCUCUCCCUGGCUACGGCGGUAUCCGAGAGCCGGGGACCCAACCGAGUCGUUCCGCCGGGAAAAGGGCGGAUUCGCUAUUGAACAUGGACCGCCACCCCGCAUGAUCGGAGACUUGGCCGGUUUACUCGUUCUCGUUUCUCGUGGUCUGGCCUGCUUUUUCGAGGAUGAACAAGGUGAAGGUUGAUGAAGAAGAAUAUUGGAACAGUUCCAAAUGUAAGGCCUUUACUUUUGACGAUGAAGACGAUGAACUACUUCAGUUGAAAGAAUCCAAGAGAACAGUCAAAAACCUUCCAGAUAUUUUAGAUGAUGAUGAUGACGACCUUGAGAGGUUCAGCUGGAGUGGGGAACGUGUGGGCAGCAUUUCAUGGUCAAUCAAAGAGACUGCCUCCAGCAGCAGUAGCAACAGUACCUCUGAAGGGAGGGAUCUGAGUCAGCCAAAGGGCUCUUCCUAUGCAGCUAUACCCAAGCAAUCCUCUUCCUACUCACUGAGCAGCUUUUUUAAAGGAAGAAAUAAGCAUGGGAGUUUUCAGUCACUUUCAGAUGCUCUUACAGACACAGGAAUUAAAAAUUAUGCCCCAGCAUUACGCAGACCAAAAGGAGAUUAUAAGGAUUACAAUUCUGAUUGGAGCCCUAACGAUACAGUAAAACGGCUACAGAGAGGCAAGGUGUGUUCCUUGGAAAGGUUCCAUUCCUUGCAGGACAAAUUACUGCUACUGGAUGAAGCUGUUGCAUUGCAUGAUGGGAAUGUUAUUACAGCUAUACUCAUUUUUCUGAAAAGAACCUUAAGGAAAGAGAUCCUGUUCAGAGAGCUGGAGAUGCGGCAAGUUGCUUUGCGCCAUUUAAUACAUUUUCUCAAGGAGACUGGAGACCAAAAACUUCUCCUAGACCUGUUGAGAUUCCUGGGCAGGACUGAGGAAGUUGCACUGACCCAAUACCAUGAACAUUUGACUAUCUCUGAUGCUGAGAAAACAAAAGAGUUUCUGAAAAGUUGCAUUGGGUUGCCCUUUUCAUCAGAGGAUGCUGCUCAUGUUCAGGAUCAUUAUACACUCUUGGAGAGACAGAUCAUCAUUGAGGCAAAUGACAAACAUUUAGAGUCAUCUGGGCAGACGGAAAUCUUUCGAAAAUACCCUAGAAAAGCUUCCAUUCUAAACAUGCCAUUAGUCACCACACUUUUCUACUCUUGCUUCUACCAUUACACAGAAACUGAGGGAACAUUCAGUAGUCCAGCAAACUUGAAGAAAACUUUCAAGAUUCCAGAUAAACAGUAUGUGCUAACAGCUCUGGCUGCUCGUGCCAAACUCCGAGCUUGGCAUGACGUGGAUGCUUUGUUCACAACAAAGAAUUGGUUAGGCUAUACCAAAAAAAGAGCUCCUAUUGGUUUCCAUCGAGUGGUGGAGAUAUUGCAGCGGAACAACGCCCCGGUACAGGUCCUGCAGGAGUACGUGCGUUUAAUAGAAAAUGUUGAGACUAAGCUGAAUCUUGCUAUGAAAUACAAGUGCCAUGAUGUUGCUAUAGAUACAUACAGAGACUUGAAGGACCGUCAGCAACUGAUGGCAUACAGGUGCAAAGUUGAACGGGGUUCUCCAGCAGAGGAGAAGAUCGACAGUAUCCUCAGUAACCCACAGAUCCGGUGGAAGAACUGAGAGACACUACAUUAUUUUGGAAGCACUUCAUUUUGACCCAAUGAGGUCAGAGAAAGAUUGCCAAGCCGGUUCUGCACUGAUUUCAAUCCACUGUCAGCUUGCCUGUUGCUUCAAGAUGCUGCCUCUGUGAAGCCUUCGCUAAAAGAGACCUCUUAGGCACUGAAUUGGCCAAAAGAGACAUUUAGCCAAUGAAGCACACAUCUGACAAAUUGAACUCCACAGUAUAAACAUAUGAGGAAUACAACAUUAUAUAGACAAGGGAAGCAUAUUUGAGUCAAGAAUUCCACUUCCUGAUCAUUGUUUAGUCAUCUGAAAUGAUCAAGACAACUUUCCAUAGGAAAAAAAAAUCUGUAUAAUAAAUUUGCUUUCCCUUAUUUGAAUCUAAGGGGCGAGACUGUUGUUCUUGUGGAUAUGAAAACUCUGUCCUGCACAUUAUUCUAGCCUCCAUUACCAAUUAACUAGGAUAAUUAUUUGGGAAAUGUUGCAUAAGAUUCUUAAGAAUAAAUCUACAUACAUCAAAUGUUGGAGUAUAUAAAUGCAUGGCCCUUCAGCCAAUGAAAAUGUGAGUUCAGUUAUACAUGGAAACUACCAGUCUUGAAAGGUGUACUGAACUAAUCAAAUUAUAUUUUCUCUCAAAUUCCAAUGAAAAUAAUUGGAAUCGCUAGUUAUGCUUCAGCUUUGUUAGCAAAUCUACAUCCUUCUAGGCUUCAUGUUGUCUUUCACUUUCCAUGUUGUAAAUAAAGCUUUACCUCCCUUA
Notechis scutatus (mainland tiger snake) is the source of this 2616-nucleotide messenger RNA. It is a transcript of the gene VIPAS39, whose product is annotated as VPS33B interacting protein, apical-basolateral polarity regulator, spe-39 homolog. Gene Ontology annotation, cellular component: cytoplasm. NCBI's taxonomy places the organism in Eukaryota, Metazoa, Chordata, Lepidosauria, Squamata, Elapidae. The record is from RefSeq and is a predicted model, not a curated record. Gene Ontology annotation, biological process: vacuolar transport; intracellular protein transport.